Phyllotreta striolata is the source of this 294-nucleotide messenger RNA. Lineage: Eukaryota; Metazoa; Arthropoda; Insecta; Coleoptera; Chrysomelidae. The record is from the annotation of a GenBank genome assembly.
AUGGAGAUAAGUCAGAGAGAAACAAAGCCGAAUGUGUAUAAUGGAGAAUCUUCUUCCAAAACAAUGUCGUAUAACCAGCAAUACGGGCCCAACCAGUACCCCCAAAAUCCACCUCCACAAGGCUGGGGACCACCGCCUUCAAACUACGGACCACCACCGCCCCAAGUUUAUCCACCCCAACCGCAAUACAACCCGCCCCCGCAGCAGCCGCAACAAGAGGAAGACGGAUGUUGCAAAUGGUGUUGCGGCUUGGCCUGUCUUUCGUUGCUCUGCUGUUGCCUUUGCAAGGAGUAG